GAUUCUCUGUGAAGAAAUACCAGCCUCAGAAGAGCCACACCAUGGCAGACUCCCAGAUGGCUGACUUUGGGGAGGCUGCCCCGUACCUCCGGAAGACAGAGAAGGAGCGUCUGGAGGCCCAGACUCGGCCUUUCGACAUUCGCACUGAGUGCUUCGUGCCCGACGACAAGGAAGAGUUCGUCAAGGCCAAGAUUGUGUCUCGGGAAGGGGGCAAGGUCACUGCUGAAACAGAGAAUGGCAAGACGGUGACGGUGAAAGAGGACCAGGUGAUGCAGCAGAACCCACCCAAGUUCGACAAGAUCGAGGACAUGGCCAUGCUGACCUUCCUGCACGAGCCCGCAGUGCUGUACAACCUCAAGGAGCGCUACGCGGCCUGGAUGAUCUAUACCUACUCAGGCCUCUUCUGCGUCACUGUCAACCCCUACAAGUGGCUGCCAGUGUACAACGCCGAGGUGGUGGCCGCCUACCGGGGCAAGAAGAGGAGCGAGGCCCCGCCCCACAUCUUCUCCAUCUCCGACAACGCCUAUCAGUACAUGCUGACGGAUCGGGAGAACCAGUCCAUCCUCAUCACAGGAGAAUCUGGAGCAGGGAAGACUGUGAAUACAAAGCGUGUCAUCCAAUACUUCGCCAGCAUUGCAGCCAUAGGUGACCGUGGCAAGAAGGACAAUCCCAAUGCAAACAAGGGCACCCUGGAGGACCAGAUCAUCCAGGCCAACCCCGCCCUGGAGGCCUUCGGCAACGCCAAGACCGUGCGGAAUGACAACUCCUCCCGCUUUGGGAAAUUCAUCAGGAUCCACUUUGGAGCCACUGGAAAGCUGGCUUCUGCAGACAUAGAGACCUAUCUGCUGGAGAAGUCUCGGGUGAUCUUCCAGCUAAAGGCUGAGAGGAACUACCAUAUCUUCUACCAGAUCCUGUCCAACAAGAAGCCAGAGCUGCUGGACAUGCUGCUGCUCACCAACAACCCCUACGACUACGCCUUCGUGUCUCAGGGAGAGGUGUCUGUGGCCUCCAUCGAUGACUCUGAGGAGCUCAUGGCCACUGAUAGUGCCUUUGACGUGCUGGGCUUCACACAAGAGGAGAAGGCCGGUGUCUACAAGCUGACAGGUGCCAUCAUGCACUAUGGGAACAUGAAGUUCAAGCAGAAGCAGCGAGAGGAGCAGGCAGAGCCAGACGGCACCGAAGAUGCCGACAAGUCUGCCUACCUCAUGGGGCUGAACUCUGCUGACCUGCUCAAGGGGCUGUGCCACCCUCGGGUGAAAGUGGGCAACGAGUAUGUCACCAAAGGACAGAGCGUUCAGCAGGUGUACUACUCCAUUGGCGCACUGGGCAAGGCAGUGUAUGAGAAGAUGUUCAAUUGGAUGGUGACACGCAUCAAUGCCACCCUGGAGACAAAGCAGCCACGUCAGUACUUCAUAGGGGUCCUCGACAUCGCUGGCUUCGAGAUCUUCGAUUUCAACAGCUUUGAGCAGCUCUGCAUCAACUUCACCAAUGAGAAGCUGCAGCAGUUUUUCAACCACCACAUGUUCGUGCUAGAGCAGGAGGAGUACAAGAAGGAGGGCAUUGAGUGGGAGUUCAUUGACUUUGGCAUGGACCUGCAGGCCUGCAUUGACCUCAUCGAGAAGGUGCCGCCCAUUCCCCUGCUGUGUCACCAGCUGGAGGGAUCCCUGGAGCAGGAGAAGAAGGUGCGCAUGGACCUGGAGCGGGCAAAGCGGAAGCUGGAGGGUGACCUGAAGCUGACCCAGGAGAGCAUCAUGGACCUAGAGAAUGACAAGCAGCAGCUGGAAGAAAAGCUCAAGAAGAAGGAGUUUGACAUUAAUCAGCAGAACAGUAAGAUUGAGGAUGAGCAGGCGCUGGCUCUUCAGCUGCAGAAGAAACUGAAGGAGAACCAGGCGCGCAUCGAGGAGCUGGAGGAGGAGCUGGAGGCAGAGCGCACCGCCCGCGCCAAGGUGGAGAAGCUGCGCUCAGACCUGUCCCGGGAGCUGGAGGAGAUCAGCGAGAGGCUCGAGGAGGCCGGCGGGGCCACGUCCGUGCAGAUCGAGAUGAACAAGAAACGCGAGGCCGAGUUCCAGAAGAUGAGGCGCGACCUGGAGGAGGCCACGCUGCAGCACGAGGCCACGGCGGCGGCGCUGCGCAAGAAGCACGCGGACAGCGUGGCCGAGCUCAGCGAGCAGAUCGACAACCUGCAGCGGGUGAAGCAGAAGCUGGAGAAGGAGAAGAGCGAGUUUAAGCUGGAGCUGGACGAUGUCACCUCCAACAUGGAGCAGAUCAUCAAGGCCAAGGCAAACCUGGAGAAGGUGUCUCGGACGCUGGAGGACCAGGCCAAUGAGUACCGCAUGAAGCUGGACGAGGCCCAGCGCACCCUCAAUGACUUCACCACCCAGCGAGCCAAAAUGCAGACCGAGAAUGGUGAGUUGACCCGGCAACUGGAAGAAAAGGAGGCGCUGAUCUCACAGCUGACCAGAGGCAAGCUGUCCUACAACCAGCAGCUGGAGGACGUCAAGAGGCAGCUGGAGGAGGAGGGCAAGGCCAAGAACGCCCUGGCCCAUGCACUGCAGUCGGCCCGGCAUGACUGUGACCUGCUGCGGGAGCAGUAUGAGGAGGAGAUGGAGGCCAAGGCCGAGCUGCAGCGUGUGCUGUCCAAGGCCAACUCGGAGGUGGCCCAGUGGAGGACCAAGUAUGAGACGGACGCCAUCCAGCGCAAUGCAUAUGAGGAGUCCCUGGAGCACCUGGAGACCUUCAAGCGGGAGAACAAGAACCUGCAGGAGGAGAUCUCAGACCUGACUGAGCAGCUGGGGGAAGGAGGAAAGAACGUGCAUGAGCUGGAGAAGAUCCGAAAGCAGCUGGAGGUGGAGAAGCUGGAGCUGCAGGCGGCGCUAGAGGAGGCCGAGGCCUCCCUGGAGCAUGAGGAGGGCAAGAUCCUCCGCGCUCAGCUAGAGUUCAGCCAAGUUAAGGCAGAGAUCGAGCGGAAGCUGGCAGAGAAGGAUGAGGAGAUGGAGCAGGCCAAGCGCAACCACCUGCGGGUGGUGGACUCGCUGCAGACCUCGCUGGAUGCAGAGACACGCAGCCGCAAUGAGGCGCUGCGGGUGAAGAAGAAGAUGGAGGGCGACCUCAAUGAGAUGGAGAUCCAGCUCAGCCAGGCCAACAGAACAGCAUCAGAAGGCCAGAAGCACCUGAAAAUCGCCCAAGCGCAUCUGAAAGACACCCAGAUCCAGCUGGAUGACGCAGUCCGGGCCAACGAUGACCUGAAGGAGAACAUCGCCAUCGUGGAGCGGCGCAACACACUGCUGCUGGCUGAGCUGGAGGAGCUGCGCGCCGUGGUGGAGCAGACAGAGAGGUCUCGGAAGCUGGCUGAGCAGGAGCUGAUCGAGACCAGUGAGCGGGUGCAGCUGCUGCACUCCCAGAACACCAGCCUCAUCAACCAGAAGAAGAAGAUGGAUGCAGACCUGUCCCAACUCCAGACUGAAGUCGAGGAGGCCGUGCAAGAGUGCAGGAACGCUGAGGAGAAGGCCAAGAAAGCCAUCACGGAUGCCGCCAUGAUGGCAGAGGAGCUGAAGAAGGAGCAGGACACGAGCGCCCACCUGGAGCGCAUGAAGAAGAACAUGGAGCAGACCAUUAAGGACCUGCAGCACCGGCUGGACGAGGCCGAGCAGAUUGCCCUCAAGGGUGGCAAGAAGCAGCUGCAGAAGCUGGAGGCCCGGGUGCGGGAGCUGGAGAACGAGCUGGAGGCUGAGCAGAAGCGCAACGCGGAAUCAGUCAAGGGCAUGAGGAAGAGUGAGCGGCGCAUCAAGGAGCUCACCUACCAGACCGAGGAGGACAAGAAGAACCUGCUGCGGCUGCAGGACCUGGUGGACAAGCUGCAGCUGAAGGUCAAGGCCUACAAGCGCCAGGCUGAGGAGGCGGAGGAGCAGGCCAACACCAACCUGUCCAAGUUCCGCAAGGUGCAGCAUGAGCUUGAUGAGGCGGAGGAGCGGGCAGACAUUGCCGAGUCCCAAGUCAACAAGCUGCGGGCCAAGAGCCGCGACAUUGGCACCAAGGUGGGUCCCUUCCCUGGGCUUCAGCAGUCACCCCCACAUCAGCAACACCUCCGACCUCAGCCCCACACAAAACAAACGCACAACACGAAACCAGCACAGCCAUAA
Molecule: messenger RNA, 4139 nt
Organism: Heterocephalus glaber (naked mole-rat)
Lineage: Eukaryota; Metazoa; Chordata; Mammalia; Rodentia; Bathyergidae
Source: RefSeq, a predicted model, not a curated record